GGAGUUGGUGCAAGACCUGGGCCUUCACUUUCUCAAUGAAAGUGACCUAUGUACGUUACGUACGAGCACUUUCUCUAGCGGGUUUUAUCCCCCGCUCCUUUGUUUCUAACUACCUGUAGUUAAGCAAAAAAAGACCUCAACAGUUGGCUGGUGUUGGGGAGAAAAGUGUAUUGAAUUUUGCUGAAGUGUGACCCAAGCUUAGGCGGCCGGCCUGGAAAAGGUGAUCUCGGCCCAAGAAGUGGCUGUAAAAGGCGCCUGUCCAGCAGGGCCCGAAACGGGAAGCUAAAUGCAAUGGAAGAAGCAGCACGGAAACCUGGAUUAAAAAUCCACCAUCGGGUGACUGCUUAGUGACCAACAGGGAACCCACAUUUCCUCUUUCUGCUCCAGGAGGUUUUUGAUUUGAUUAAGCCCUCUGAGGGAGCACUGCCCCUCUGAAAAUGACAAGGAAGACAUUUUUGAGUUACUGACAUUCUAAAGUAACCUCUAAGAAAAACAUGGAAAAGCAUUAUAAUCAGCCUACAUCCCUGAAUUCCAGAAGUAACUUUUGUGUGCAUAAAACAAAAGUUCGGUGAUACCUGAACUCACACUCCGUGCAGAUGCUUUUUUAUGGCACCGCCUGCCUUCUCACUUGAAGUUUCAUAAAUUGGCACAUGGGACCCCUACUGCACUGCCAACAUUGAGCCCAGCUAUAAUAUCAGCAGGACCGAAUAUGCGUACGUUUAUGCGGAGUUGUCCUAUGAGGGAUAAAGAAAACAUGAGAACGCGCCUGUGAUCCCACCCUCUGCAAGGUUGAGAUAGGAGGAGUACAGGUUUGAGCCCAGCCUGGGCAACUUGGUGAGCAGGAGGAAUUCCAGGGCUGUAUGGAACAGAGGCGGGCAGGUCCUCACCACCAACAUCUUUGCCUUUGGAGAUAAGACACCAGCGAAUGAUAGCAAAGAGGCUUCCAUAAGCAGAACCAUCUUAGAAGUCCGGGCCGAGUAGGAGAGCAGCUACAAUGACUUCAAGAGUUCUAGUGGACAUCCGAGAGGAGGUGACCUGCCCCAUCUGCCUGGAGCUCCUGACAGAACCUUUGAGCAUAGACUGUGGCCACAGCUUCUGCCAAGCCUGCAUCACAGAGAACAGUGAGAAAUCAGGGCGCCACCAAGAACAAGAGAGCAGCUGUCCUGUGUGCCAGACCCGUUACCACCCCCGGAGCCUCCGGCCUAACCGGCACCUGGCCAACAUAGCAGAGAGGCUGAGAGAGGUUGUGUUGGGACCUGGAGAGCAACCAAGGGUCGUUCUUUGUGCAUACCAUGGAGAGAAACUCCAGCUCUUCUGUAAGGAGGACGGGAAGCUCAUUUGCUGGCUUUGUGAGCGUUCUCAGGAGCACCACGGUCACCACACGUUCCUCAUGGCGGAGGUAGCCCCAGAGUACCAGGAAAUGUUCCAGGAGUCCCUGAAGAAGUUGAAGAAAGAAGAGGAGGAAGCUGAGAGACUAAAAGCUGCUAUCAGGGAGAAGAGGGCAUCCUGGAAGAAUCAGAUGGAGCCUGAGAGACACAGGAUCCAGAAAGAGUUUAAUCAGCUGCGAAGCAUCCUGGACAAAGAGGAGCAGCGGGAACUGAGGAAGCUGGAGGAGAAAGAGAGGAAGGGGCUGAGCAUUCUAGAGAAAGCUGAGGGUGAAGUGAUCCGCCAGAGCCAGUCCCUCAGAGAGCUCAUCUCAGACCUGGAGUUCCGGUGCCAGGGGUCCACUGUAGAUCUGCUGCAGGAUGUGAAUGAUCUCACCCAAAGGAGUGAGUUCUGGGCCCUGAGGAAGCCGCAAGUGCUCCCCACCAAGCUGAGAAGUGCCUUUCGAGCCCCAGAUCUGAAAAAGAUGCUGCAAGUGUUUCGAGAGCUCACCGACGUCCAGAGCUACUGGGUGGACGUGACCAUGAAUCCACACUCUGCUAAUUUAAAUCUUGUGCUGUCUAAAAACCGGAGACAGGUGAGAUUCGUGGGUGCUAAGCUGACCGGACCGUCCCGUCUGGAAGAACAUUAUGACUGUAGCAUCCUGGGCUCUCAGCACUUCUCCUCAGGAAAAUACUACUGGGAGGUGGACGUGACGAAGAAGACUGCCUGGAUCCUGGGAGUGUGCAGCAAUUCCACAGGGCCUCCGUUUGCUUGCAGCCGCUAUCCUAACAGUCAGAACACUUACUCCAGGUACCAGCCACAGACCGGAUACUGGGUGAUCGGCUUACAGCACAAACGUGAAUACAGAGCUUACGAGGACUCCUCCACCUCCCUGCUGCUCUCCAUGACCGUGCCCCCCCGCCGCAUUGGGGUUUACUUGGACUAUGAGGCUGGCACGGUGUCUUUUUAUAAUGUCACGAACCAUGGCUUGCCCAUCUACACUUUCUCCAAGUACUAUUUCCCCACAGCCCUUUGUCCAUACUUCAAUCCUUGCGACUGCGUGGUCCCAAUGACCCUGAGGCGCCCAGGACCUUGAACUUUCUGUACCCACACCCACUGCAGACUGGUGCCCUCCCCCUGGGGCUCGUGAGCCAGCCGCCUCGCUCAUCUCUGUUUUCUGAGUUCUCGCCCCUUUUCUUUGCAACUCACUGAAGCACCCAGCCAUGAUCUUGAGCAUCACUGACAUCAUGUGAAGGUGGGCUUGGGGAAGUUCGGGCAUUUCACCCUUGGUGCAGGGAGUGAAAUGUAACAAAUUCUCUUCGAUUGCUUCGCUGAGUUUUGUACUAAAUGAGACAUUGAAUUCAACAGAAUUCAUUCUACAGUUUUUGAGAGAUAAUCAUUUGUCGUUUUUAUUGUUUCAAGUACAUUGGUUUGUUUUAAUUGUUAAACCUACCACAAUGCCCUGAUAUGUUUAUUUUUUACAUGCAAAGGUAGAUUUAUUUUUGAUAACACAUUGUUUACUAUUUGUUUUCAUUUGUGUGUGCAAAAGAAGUUGACCUACGAUUUUAUGUAUCUUUAUCAGGUUUUAUAAAAGUGUAAUAAUGAGCAAAGGAAAUUACUGGGUAAAUAAAUAUAAGAUUGGCUGCUAAAA
Molecule: messenger RNA, 3016 nt
Organism: Chinchilla lanigera (long-tailed chinchilla)
Lineage: Eukaryota; Metazoa; Chordata; Mammalia; Rodentia; Chinchillidae
Gene: Trim6
Product: tripartite motif containing 6
Exons: 12
Coding region: 995-2461 (488 amino acids)
Molecular function (GO): protein binding; zinc ion binding
Source: RefSeq, a predicted model, not a curated record